Messenger RNA from Helobdella robusta, 1707 nucleotides. RefSeq lists its product as hypothetical. The record is from RefSeq and is a predicted model, not a curated record. Gene Ontology annotation, cellular component: plasma membrane. Lineage: Eukaryota; Metazoa; Annelida; Clitellata; Rhynchobdellida; Glossiphoniidae. Bases 1 to 1707 code for a protein of 568 amino acids. The transcript has 12 exons. Gene Ontology annotation, biological process: proton transmembrane transport. Gene Ontology annotation, molecular function: voltage-gated proton channel activity.
AUGGCAGUUGAUGAGGCGAGCGUUAGUGAAGACAUCAUUGAAAAGAUUACCACCAAGCAGCGGAAGGUCAGUUACUGCGAUGCCCAUGAGAGGAUCGUCGGCGGUGGCCGAGGUGGUGGCGAUGCAGACGACUACUACCCGACUCACUCCAGUAGCGACAACGAAAGAAUGAACGUCGUCUUGCAGAGACGUCGCAAGAGUUGGAUGGGAAAAAAGUUCUCGAACGUCCUCAUCGAGGAUGGAAUCCAAUCCGAAGUGGUCGAGGAGAUAAUUGCUGAAGAGGAGAAGAAGAAUCGAAGCGAGGACCACGAGAAAACCGGCUGCCACAAAGCCCAAGAAUCUGUAGAAAGCGUCAUCGACUACACUCCUCUGCAGAUAGCCCUCCUGGUUCUGGCUCUCAUUGACGUGGCCAUCGUCAUAACCGAGAUCAUCCUGACGCUGCAGAUUUAUAAAAUAUCAGAAGAAGAAAUAAGCGAGGUCCUGAAGACUACAUUUGACUCGUUGACCGGUUUGUUAGAACUCGAGCCAAUGUCAGAACUGACCACCAUCGUCCAAACCAUCAACCACACGUGCAUCAGCAGCGGUUGCAGCAGCGGCAACAGUCCCGACAGCCACCCAAAACCCAACUCCCAUUUUGUUUCCAGUGACGUCCGAUCAGGACAUUCGGAAGGAGAAGCGCCAUCAAGCGGUGAUCAGUCCGAAGAACAACAUUCGGUCGGCCUCACGUCAAUCAACAGGGAAGGCCACACCCACCAAAAUCCAACCAUCGAACAUCUAGAAAUGGCAGAGAAAGCCCUCAACAUGGCCAGCAUCAUCAUCCUGGGAAUUUUCGUAGUGAUGGCAUUUUUGAGAAUGUUUGCGGUGGGAUUGCGUUACUUCAAACAGUAUAUGGAGGGUGGGCAAACUAGGGAGCUGUUUUAUGCGGUCCGCGAGGCCUUGUUCGCCCAACUAAAAGGCUAUGCAAUUUCGGAAAAUAAAAUUUCAAAGGUAUUGGACGCUGUGGUCAGCACCCUCUCCUUCAUACUCGACAUCUUGAAGUACAGGGACGUCAUAGAAAGCGAUGCGACUGAGGCUGUAAUUGUCAUUCUACUGCUCUGGCAGAUUGUCAGGAUGUUUAAUGGUAUAAUGCUGACUGAACUGAAGAGGAGAGAGUUUAGGAUCAUGUUGUUGAAGAGGAUGAAGAAGAGAGCGGAUAUCAGGAUGGCUAACUGCGCCACUGAAAAUCGCCUUUUACAGACGGAGGUCAAAAGUUUGCAAAACCUCAGCUGUAGAAAGGGUGCAACUACGGACGAAAUAGGAAUGUGCCAUCCCAUUAGGAUCUCUGCAAAGCCCUCGAUCAAGUCAGCCCUCUCCUACAUGGCAGCCAUUACGAUCGACAUGUCUGGCCAGAGUACCACAAAGUUGGAGCUUGCUAGUAGCAGCAAACUCAACAGACUCUCAAACGUUAAGAGUAAACUCUCGGCCGCUGUCUCGAAAAGAAACUCCGCCAACAAGCUCGACGACACCGGCCUCAUCAACUUGCCCAUCUUCUUCCCCGACUCCCUACCUUCCAAACUUCCCAGCCACCGGUUUGCCACAACUUCUUACAGCGACGACAACAACAACAACAUCAAUAACAACAUUAAUGAUGACGACGACGACGAUGAUGGUAAUGUGGGUAGUUAUAGGGCUGAUGGGGGUGCGAAUGCGUGCAGUACAAUGAUCUAG